Messenger RNA from Drosophila novamexicana, 1554 nucleotides. RefSeq names its product UDP-glucuronosyltransferase 2A3-like. The transcript is spliced from 2 exons. The record is from RefSeq and is a predicted model, not a curated record. Lineage: Eukaryota; Metazoa; Arthropoda; Insecta; Diptera; Drosophilidae. Bases 1 to 1554 code for a protein of 517 amino acids. Gene Ontology annotation, molecular function: UDP-glycosyltransferase activity.
AUGUCGCUUCAGACUCUAUUCUUCUCGUCGCUCGGAGUUGUUUUUAUGAGCAGUGCUCUCGGUGCAAAUAUUCUCGCAGUUUUUAGCUGCGCUUUUCCCUCGCAUUUAAUUGUGGAAAUUUCAAUGGCCAAGGUGCUGGCCGAGAAUGGACACAAUGUGACGGUGAUCACAACUCUGAAGCCGCAUGUUUCUCACAAAAACAUAAACCUGAUAUACAUACCACUCACCAAAGAGGAGCAGCUAUCACAGGAUGCCAGCAUAGCCAGCAUGGUUGAAAGAGACAAUUCUAAUAUGGUUUCAGCUUUAUUUCGCAUGCGGGAUCAAGUGUCGUUUGCAUUCAAGAAAAACAGAAAUGUAAUGAAAGAUCGACGUGUUAUCGAUCUCUACGAGAACAAGGAUAAUCAGUUCGAUCUGGUUAUGAUCGGUUACUUUCUGAACGAUUUCCAGAUAGGCAUAGCUCAGAAGCUGAAAGUGCCUGUUGUAAUAGCAACCUCAAUGUUUCAAUGGGAGGUGUUUGAGAGCAUGCUAGGAAGUGUCCAAGCCAAGCCAGCGUCGUUUUUUUCUGAACGAUUGGGCAAUCUCAUUAUUAGUAAUGCACUUCGAUUAUUCACGUAUGCCAUUAAACUCGAUAACGCAAAAGCCUACAAGGAACUCUAUGGCAACGAUCCUAGCAUGCCGGCUUAUGCAGACCUCAACAAGAAUGUGUCGCUUGUGCUCUUUAAUUCUUACUCCUUUAGCGAGGGUCCUAUCAGAUCCAGCGUUCCAGCGGUCAUAGAGGUGGGAGGCAUUCAAAUAAAGGAUAAACCAGAUCCGUUGCCCCUAAAAAUUGCAAAUUUUCUAAGUGAUGCUAAAGACGGCGCCAUUCUCUUGUGCCUGGGCUCCAAUGUAAAGGGUGCUCACCUACAACCCAGCACCGUCAAAAAAAUGUUCAAUGUGCUGGCCAAAUUAAAGCAAAAAGUUAUUUGGAAGUGGGAAGAUCUAAAUAAGAUUCCUGGAAAAUCAGAAAAUAUACUAUUCUCGGAAUGGGUACCGCAGAAUGAUAUUCUCGCGCAUCCCAAGAUCAGGCUCUUUAUAAAUCAUGCUGGAAGAGGCGGCAUCACAGAGUCUCAGUUUCAUGGAAAGCCCAUGCUCUCGCUUCCUGUGUUUGGAGAUCAGCCUGCCAAUGCUGAUAAAAUGGUCAAAGAUGGGUUCGGUCUAAGCAUGAGCUUAUUAACACUGGAGGAGCAGCCUUUUCAUGACAAAAUUAAAGAAGUUCUCGAGAAUCCCAAAUACACGCAAAAAGUAAAAGCUUUUUCGAAGCUAUUCCGCGAUCGCCCAUUGACUGCGCGUCAGAGCGUGCUCUAUUGGACCGAGUAUGUUCUGAGACAUCAUGGAGCACCUCAUUUGCAAAGUCCCCUGGUUCACAUGGGCUUCAUAGCAGCCAAUAAUUUGGAUGUUUAUGCAUUUUUGACAUGUAUAUCGAUUUUUAUUUUAUCCAGUUGCCAAUUUAUCGUAAAGUUAGUGUACAGGAAAAUGACAGGCAAUGCACACAUCAGGAAGUUGAAAAUAUUAUAG